AUGACACAGAUCAAGGGAGAUGGUGGAGAUGGUGAUGGGGAUGAUAGUGAUGUGACUGUGAGAAGGUGGUACCACAUUUGUUUCACGUACAACCACACGGACCACCGCUAUCUCACCUACAUUGACGGGGAACUGGUCUACGACAUGACCUACGACGUGGGCCGCCAGAUCUGGGGAGAUUAUGCCCGUCUUGGUCAGAACGAGGAGCUGAUGGAGAGCUACAGCGGCGCGCUCUCGCAGGUCAAUGUGUGGGACUACCCGCUGAGCCAGGGAUUCGUGCAAGAGAUGGCACACUGCAUAGAGGACCACCAAGGCAACUACAUAUCGUGGGAGGGAGGCUGGACACUCAACAACAUCACUGAGUACUACGUGUCCCUCUCACACUUCUGUAACCAUACACAAGACACCAUCUACUUCUGGUUUCCCGCGCGACCACGGCAGUUUGCUUUCUAUAUUUGUGAGGCUUUAGGAACACAUCUGCCUCUUCCAAAAACUAUGGAGGAAGUACACUUUUGGUUCAAUCUGUCUGCCAACACCUGGCCAGAUGAAAAAAUGCGCUGCAGAGAUAAUUUCUGGACAGCCCUUAUUGACAUAGAGGAAGAAAACACUUGGGUGACCCACUAUGACAACGCCCCAGCCCUCCAAGUGGCUUGGAAGGAUGGAGAGCCAAAUGGCAUCUUUUACGAGAACUGUGUCAAAAUCGAGCCUAUUGGUUUGGCGGACAUCAACUGCGUUACAAAUAUCAGGUGUUCGAUAUGCGAGUUCAAGCAGCUGCAGAUUUUCUCCUUUCUGGGAACAUGUGAACAGGAGUUGCGCAAUAUUCAUUUCAUCGCCUACCAGGAGGAGAUGGGAGGCCUGCUGUUCAAGGGUUACGGGGAGUACCACAUCAGGAAGGAAGGCAACGAGUGGGUGUGGGUCAACGUAGUCAAGAACAAGACGCUGGCCAAACUUGACGCUAACGCUCCAAUGGGCAUGCCAAUGGGACGCCGAGUUUGGCACCUGGAAACUAAAGUGUGUGACCAGAUGGACGGACCGCGAACACUGGCACUCACCCCAUGUGAGGAUGGAAGCUACACUUGCAAUGAUGCCACUUGCAUCCCCCAUGAGAACCGCUGCGACCUCAAAUACGACUGCCAGGACCACAGCGACGAGGAGGACUGCGACCUCAUCACAAAGCCAGUCAACUACAAACAAGAUCUUCCCCCAAGACCAAACAAAAAACAAGGACUUGGAAGUUUGCCCGUGGGUCUCAAAAUCACCAUAGAAACGGCAACUAUCGAGACGACAAAGAUGACCAUGCAACUUACAUACGACUUGAAGAUGCUUUGGUACGACAACCGUCUCACCUUCCUCAACCUGAAGACCAACGACAGUCUAAACAAGGUGACCCACAGCAGCAUGAUCACUCUCUGGACGCCCAUCAUUGGAUUCAUCAACACGGGUGACCACCAACACACAGUAGUAGACCUGGAAACGUCUCUACACCUACAGCAACUCACACCCUCUAAGGAAAGGGACCCAGGCGCCCCAGGGGAAGUAGACCUAUAUCCUGGGGGAGAAAAUGAACUCGUGUUGUCUAGGAAGUACAACACCAUCUUCGUGUGUGACUUCGACCUGUCACUGUAUCCUUUCGACUCCCAAUACUGCGAUAUGCACCUCAGGAUGCUCGCAGCCUCCAGCAACUACCUUGCGUUCAAUGACAACGCCACGUCCGCCGUAUACGUCGGGAGCGAGAUGCUGCUUGAGUAUCACUUGGGCCAGCCCACACUGCUUUACGACAACAGCGGGGAGUACAGCGAGGCCAAGGUUCGCAUCCCCCUGGAGCGACGUUCAGGUUACGCCAUUCUAAACAUCUACACUCCAUCUCUCAUCCUUCUGGUCAUCAGCUACGUUAGCCUUUUCUUCCGCCCGCACAUCUUCGAGGUGCGAGUGAUGACGACCCUCACGGCCUUGCUCGUCAUGGCCACGCUCUUCACACAAGUGUCUGCCUCGCUUCCCAAGACAUCCUAUUUCAAGAUGGUGGAUGUCUGGCUUCUCUUUUGUAUCGUCAUAAGUUUCCUGGUUAUCAUUUUUCACACCAUCAUUGACAACUCCCUGGGUGACAAGAUCAGCGGUGUAGCAGACAACCCUUCCGUGCCAACCACGAUUCAAGUGCAGCCCUUCGGUUCCCCACCAAGCACCCCGCCCAAGAUGCUCAGGACCUACGAGAAGAUCAGCGUCACCACCGUGGGCUACAUCUCCAUCGCCCGGUACUCCGUCUUCAUUCUCUCAGCCAUUUUUAAUGUGAUCUACUGGAGUUACAUCUUCGGCUAAGCGCGGGAGUUUGUGGAACUGCCACGUAUCUUAAGCACAUGCUCGUCCCCAGUCUUAUGAUAAACUGAACCCUACAUUAAGUUGACUGAAGUGCCCCUUAAUAUAUUCUAUACCAUUUGUGUGAAAACGUAGCAUGCAGAAACAUUAUUCAAGUUUGUAAGACUAAAAUCGCUGA
Portunus trituberculatus (swimming crab) is the source of this 2488-nucleotide messenger RNA. RefSeq lists its product as uncharacterized. The transcript is spliced from 4 exons. The record is from RefSeq and is a predicted model, not a curated record. Lineage: Eukaryota; Metazoa; Arthropoda; Malacostraca; Decapoda; Portunidae. Gene Ontology annotation, cellular component: membrane; synapse; neuron projection. Gene Ontology annotation, biological process: nervous system process; regulation of membrane potential; chemical synaptic transmission. Bases 1 to 2313 code for a protein of 770 amino acids. Gene Ontology annotation, molecular function: neurotransmitter receptor activity; transmembrane signaling receptor activity; chloride channel activity.